AUGUCAAAUUUGAAAGAGCAUACAGACUCGAAAUCGGAACGACAUAAUUCUCGUGUGCUCUCAUCAUUACAACAACCGUCAUCAUGGAAAGACGUCGCACCACUCCAUGCCUUGCUCGAAAGCCAAGACGCGUUGCUAACAAUUUUUGAAUUUUUGGAGAGAAAUUAUGUAGUAAAUCGGUUGGCAUUUUGUUCCAAAUUAUUCUACACUCUGGCUCAUAAACCCUAUCAUUACACGAGAUUGGUAUGGAAUUUUUCAAAAGAUCAACAGGAUCGUCUUGAUCGAACUCGAAAAUUUUAUUCCCAAGUCAAAAAGUUGGAAGUGGAAGAUUCUCUCAAAUUUGCUGAAACCAAUAUUGAAAAGAGAAGAAUCCAAGAAUUUACCAAGUUCAUAUCGGAACAAAAGGAAUCACUCACAGCCAUGGAAUUGGUCUUUCAUAGAAACCAAACAGAAUUAUUUAAUAAUAUUGUGAAUAUUUGUGGAAAUGUGCUGACACACUUGUCGAUCAAAAUUUCAUUACAGGCGGAUUUUGCCAUGAUGGUCUGCUCAAAUUUAAUGCGAUUCAGCAAGCUACAAAGUUUGACUCUAUUGAUUGGAAAUAGUAUUGACUCGGAAAGAGUAUUUGUAUGUUGCAAACCAGUGUUUGAAAACGUUGGUAUUCGACAAUUUCAAUGUUCAUCAACGAUUCGAAAUUCAGAACAAUUACAACAAUUUAUGAGUGUGUUAAAACCAGCCACGGACACAUUGAGAGAAUUGUCAUUUUCUUUGAAUUGUGAAUUUAACAGCGAGCAGCUGCUCUCUGACUUUGCUAACAUGCUGCAACCCAUGAACAAAAUCACGCUCACACUUAUGGAGCUCGCCAAUAUCGAUUUCCUUAAUUCUCUCAACACCCUUUCGGCCAAAUGUGCAGAAUUUAAUAUACGACUGCUGAGUGUGAAAAAGAGUACACACAUUCCCAUUCAAUUGCAAAAUGUGAAUGAAUUUUACGUUGAAGAUGCUCGCUAUGAUCCAGUCAUCAAUGACUUUCCAACGAAUAUGAAACGUUUAACAUUUAUACCAGGUAUCACUGUCAUCAAACAAAGAAAUCAUUUGAAUUUUGCUGCAAUGGAUAUGGAUUUCUUUAACAAAUUUAAAACGCUAACAACAAUUGAAUUGAACCAUGUCAUCAUUGGUAGUAUUGGCCCAAACGCAGCAAAUGCUCUACCCUACUUGGAGAUUUUUAAAUGCACUCACUGUAAGACCAUCGAUGUACGCUCUCAUGCCAUCAUUUCUGAACGCUUGAGAAUACUCUAUUUUGCCAGUUGUGUUUUCACGCAUCGUACAAACUAUUUACCCUAUAAUAAUCUCACUCACUUAAGAAAUUUGACAGUUAUUCAAGUGCCAGGUACUCAAUCUGCGCUCGACCUUCAAGCUUUAGAUGGGUUGAUUUUGGAACAUUUAGAUUUGACCAACUUGCGUUGCACCAACGAUUUCGACUUUGAAAAAUUGUCAUAUAUUGAAACUAUGACUUCAUUGAAAUACUUGAACCUUUCAAACAUGGACAUUCUGACAAAAAUAGCCCCCAAACUUGAUAUAUCCAGACUCACCAAUCUAACCCAUCUCAUUAUGCAAAGCUCCAGCAUUGACGUACCAACCAAACCCUUUUUUCCAAACCUUAAUUUGGAUUUUUUGUUUAAGCAAGCUGUUGUGAGCAUUUCUACACAUCAUUCAACCAUGUUUGUCAACAUUGGAAACAACAAAGAGGAAGUAUUACAAAUUUCAGAGAAAUCAAUCCCAUCCUUGCUUUACAAGCAUCUCCUGCAGAAUAACACCAACAAACCAGAGCUAGAGAACAUUGCCAUUUACAAAGUGUUUUUCAAUGCUGACUUGUUGUAUUUGUCAUAUGUUUUAAAUCCAGUGCCACCUGUUUCAAUAGCAAGCUCGCGCAUCAAUAGCUCUGAUCACGAGUCCUAUACUAUUUAUUGCGUACUGACUAUCGAGCAUAAGCCUCCUCACAAAGUACUAUCAAAUGCUGAAGUGUAUAGAGAAAAGCGACAACUAAUAGAUUCUAACUCAAUCUUUGAAACCAACUGCCUAACACGGCUUUCAGAAUAUUCACACCUUAAAAGUUCCUCAUGCCAAAUUGUCUAG
Messenger RNA from Naegleria lovaniensis, 2130 nucleotides. RefSeq lists its product as uncharacterized. Bases 1 to 2130 code for a protein of 709 amino acids. The transcript has a single exon. Lineage: Eukaryota; Heterolobosea; Eutetramitea; Acrasida; Naegleriidae. The record is from RefSeq and is a predicted model, not a curated record.